AUGUCCGGUGUCAAUGCAUGGGGGCGCAUGCACACCCCAGCAAAGCAGUCGCAGCUCACGCUUGACAUGUUUGAGGAGUGGAAGGCAAAGCAGAACGAAGAUAUCUCUCAGCGCGGUGCCGACCGCGAUCCGGCAGUGGAGGAGGAGCACAACCGCCACAUGCUGCGGCAGAACCUGAACGCCUACGUGUGCUACAAGGAGCUAGACAAGUACACGACAUGUCUCGAAGACAAGAAGUUGAUCCGUCGUCGCAGCGGCGAAGACAACGCAAGAGGCGGCGGCACCGGUGUCUCCAGCAUCGCCUCAUCCGUUGAGAUCAACACACAGAACAAGGCGAACGAGAAACUGUGUCGGGCGACGCACAAUGCGUACGUCUCAUGCAUGAGCUCACAGAGCAACCAACAGCUUGUGCUGGAGUCGGCAAGCCUUGAGCCGCACUGCACAGAGCGCCGUGCCACAUUGUUCCACUGCCUACACGAGAACCAGGUCUCAGAGGCGCAGACGAGCACGCCACAGUGCACGGACGCCUACCGGAGGCUUCUCCGUUGUGGGCUGAACCACCUGUGGAACCACUACUGGCGCGAGUUGACCAAAUUUAGCGACACAGACGAGUUUCACCUCUACGAGCUCUCACGCGACGACAACAAGAAGCAGGCAUAUCUGCGCGCCAUCACCACUUCAGAGGCGGAGCAGCAGUCGCAUCUGCGGGAGGCGCGGGAUAUCGCUCUCGGGUACUACCUGGACCCUAAGGACGCGCAGAGGAGCGAUUUGUGA
Leishmania braziliensis MHOM/BR/75/M2904 is the source of this 774-nucleotide messenger RNA. RefSeq lists its product as hypothetical. The record is from RefSeq and is a predicted model, not a curated record. Lineage: Eukaryota; Euglenozoa; Kinetoplastea; Trypanosomatida; Trypanosomatidae. Bases 1 to 774 code for a protein of 257 amino acids. The transcript has a single exon.